Doryrhamphus excisus (bluestripe pipefish) is the source of this 2654-nucleotide messenger RNA. It is a transcript of the gene dnaaf1, whose product is annotated as dynein axonemal assembly factor 1. The record is from RefSeq and is a predicted model, not a curated record. Gene Ontology annotation, biological process: axoneme assembly. Gene Ontology annotation, molecular function: protein binding; dynein complex binding. Gene Ontology annotation, cellular component: axoneme. Lineage: Eukaryota; Metazoa; Chordata; Actinopteri; Syngnathiformes; Syngnathidae.
GUGUAUUCCUAACGUCAACGCACCACGUUUGAGGAUAGAUCCUGACGACAUGUGGCUACUUUGCUAUAGGUGUGCGUCCGUUAAACCAGUCUGGAAAGAAACAAGUAGCAAUAUCCGGUUGUCAAAGUGUUACCAUAGUAACCAAAACACCAGUAGUCAUCCCUAGAGCCGGCGUAACUGCUAAAUUACAACUAAAACGUUCUCAGUGUAUUCCAACCGCCAACGCACGGAUCAUGAAGGUAGGCCAUGACGCCAUGUUGCUACUUUGACAACCCUGCGCGUCAGUCAAACUAGUCCGGUGGCAAACAAGUAACAACAUCCGGCUGUCGUAGAGUUACUAAUAUGAACACAAACACCAAUAGUCAUCCUGAGGAGCUGCGUAACUGUUAUAUUCCAACGUAAAUGUUGUCUGUGUAUUCCUAACGUCAACGCAGCACUUUUGAGGAUAGAUCCUGACGACAUGUGGCUACUUUGCUAUUAGGUGUGCGUCCGUUAAACCAGUCUGGAAAGAAACAAGUAGCAAUAUCCGGUUGUGAAAGCGUUACCAUAGUAACCAAAACACCAGUAGUCAUCCCUAGAGCCGACGUAACUGUUACAUUACAACUAAAACGUUCUCAGUGUAUUCCAAACGUCAACGCACGGAUUAUGACGGUAGGCCAUGACGACAUGUUGCUAUGUGUGCGUCAAUUAAACCGAUCCGAUGGGAAAUAUAACAACUUCCGGAUGUUGUAGCGUUACCAUAGAAACAAAAUCGUCAACUAACAUAUUGAGCUAUUGACUCAUCGAGGAACAGCGGGUGAAGUCUCCCUUUUGGACCAGUACUAUUAAAAAGAAACUUUUUUUUAACUUUUUAACCAUGUCACUUGUUGUUGUCACUGAAACAACCAAAGAGAAAACAACAGUUGCUGAAGUGGAAUGUGCAGAUAGGCAAGAAACAUCUGGAGUUACCACAGCACAGGAUGGACAUCAAGAAAAGAAAGAACAUUCUGGACCACGGAUGACCAAGACAUUUUUACGGGACCACUGUAAGCAGAACAAACUCUAUUCAACACCAUGUCUGAAUGACACCUUGUAUCUGCAUUACAAGGGUUUCACCACAAUUGAAAAUUUAGAAGAAUACACAGGACUCAAAUGUCUAUGGCUGGAAAGCAAUGGCCUGCAACAGAUCGGAAACUUGGAUGCACAAAUUGAUCUCCGUUGCUUGUUUCUUCAGCAGAACCUCAUCCACAAGCUGGAAAACCUGGACGCUCUAAAAAGGUUAAGCACUCUGAAUGUCUCCAACAACUACAUACAAACCAUAGAGAACCUCUCCUGCCUUCCUCAACUUGGCACUCUUCAGAUGGCCCAUAACAAACUUGCAGGAGUUGAGGACAUCGAGCACUUGACUCAAUGUCCAUCCAUCAGUGUGUUGGAUCUGUCUCACAACUUACUACAAGAUCCGGAGAUUCUUCCUGUACUUGAAGCUAUGCCGGAAUUACGUGUACUCACCCUGAUGGGCAAUGAAGUUGUAAAAAAGAUCCCCAACUACAGAAAGACUCUGAUUAUUCACCUCAAACAGCUUACCUUCCUUGAUGACAGGCCUGUUUUCCCCAGAGACAGAGCCUGUGCAGAGGCAUGGGCGCUUGGUGGGAUUGAGGAGGAACGCAGAGAGAGGGAACAAUGGAACACACGAGAAAGGAGGAAAAUUCAGGAAGGCUUGGAGGCCUUGGCGGUGGUUCGACAGAAAGCCCAGGAGAGACGACGCUUGAAAGAGAAACUGGAGAGAGGUGAGACUUGCUUCAAACCGGAAACUUUUCAUCAGGAAGCAGUUCCUGGGAAAACCCAAGAUUUUGUCCAGGAUACCCUGAAUGCCCAGGAGGAGUUUAUACAAAAUCAAACAAGACAGCAGCCCUGCUAUGAAGAUUUAGAAGCAGAUACCCCAGAUGAUGUGGUGUAUAGAGAAAUAUCAGAGGAAGAUGAUGGUAAACAGUCCGAAAAAGGUGAGGACUACAUUCAAAGCAAUGAAAUAGCCAUCAAGGCCACAAGAGCUUCCCUUGAAGCACUACACAAUCCCGGGCCAUUGGUGACCGAAUUGGUGGAUGCAGAGCAGCUGGAAACCAUUCCUCUGACUCAGCCACUACUUGUUGAUGAUCUGCCUGAUCUGAAGGAUGUGGACUCUGAGGACAAUGAACAUAUACCCUCUUUUGAACCAGUUUUCAAACCAAAAAUAGAGGUAAUCUCGGAGGUAGUUAGGAAUGAGAGUAUCAAUUUGGCUCCAACAAAGUCAUUGUUUUUGAGUGGCUCCAACAAGACAACUGACGUUCCUCAAGAUUCAGCACUGAUAUAUCCAGAAGAUAAAGAUGUUGUUGAAAUAGAUGCAAAAUCCAAAACAAUAUCCUGUCCUCCAUACUGCUUGAUAGAGGAGCUGGAAUAAUGACAUUUAAGUACUUAAGUUGUACCUCAAUACAUAAUAUUGUGCAGUAGUUCUGGUCACAGUUAAAGUGGCAGCGGCAUAUGAAACUGGAGAGUUGGUGGUUCAAAGCUUCCUCCACCCCAGUCACUGCUGUAGUGUCCUUGGUUAAGAUACAUCAUCCACCUCACCUCCAGUUCUGCCAACACCGGUGUAUAAAUGUAAUUUUUUUUCUUUUAGACCACUGUAGGUCAAUAUCAAAUCA